Molecule: messenger RNA, 2393 nt
Organism: Megalobrama amblycephala (Wuchang bream)
Lineage: Eukaryota; Metazoa; Chordata; Actinopteri; Cypriniformes; Xenocyprididae
Gene: tmem183a
Product: transmembrane protein 183A
Exons: 8
Coding region: 140-1222 (360 amino acids)
Biological process (GO): regulation of protein stability
Cellular component (GO): SCF ubiquitin ligase complex
Molecular function (GO): protein binding
Source: RefSeq, a predicted model, not a curated record
GUCAGUUCCAUAAUGGCUGAAGAUCCUGGAGGAGCUUUCUUUAAUUUCACCCUCAUUUUUAUCGGUUUUUCGUUACCUCUGCUGGAAAGAUGGCAGGGCACACAGCCUCGAUAAACGGCCACAUACCCCCGCUCUCGUCAUGCCCAAGAAAGGGAACCGAAAACGGCUGAAAUUUAAAGCCGAGGAUGUUUGCUCGGAGUCAGUAACUGUGGCUGACUAUGCCAACGCCGAUCCAGCCAUCGUGAAGUCCGGACGAGUUAAAAAGGCUGUUGUUAAUGCAAUUGAAAAAGAAGUGAAAUUACUCUGUGGACUCGAGGCAUCUCAGGGUCCUGUGCAGGAAGUGCUCUCGUCUGCAGUCGGUGUAAGGAAUGCAGCCCAUGAGAGCAGCGACGAACUGGACUCAGAGGAAGGGGAUGAAAUCAAAGGGUCCCGCAAAAAGAAAAAUAAAAGACGCAAAGAAAACAGUGAAAGCAUAGCCGGAGAGGAGUAUCCCAUUGAUAUUUGGCUUGUGCUUGCUGCAUACAUUCGGCCAGAAGACGUCUGCAGGUUCUCUUUGAUCUGCAAGAAUGCUUGGACUGCCACAUGCACAGCUGCAUUUUGGACUCGACUCUACAAAAGGCACUAUAAUCUUGAUGCAGAACUCCCCGAUCGCCUACAGCCUGAUUCUAUCGCAAGGAUGCAUUGUCUUCGUGCCCGUGUGAUUCGCUCGCUUUUUCACUUAUAUGAGCCCUUUAGCUCACGGGUGUCCAGAAGCCCUCCUCUUCCUGAAUCUACUCCUACUACACUCCUCAAUUCCAAGUGUUUGUUGUUUUGGAUCAACAAAGUGUCUGGAAGUAGGUCAGAGUCGAUGUGGGAAUUCAACUUCAAGUUUGUAAAACUGCCAACGAAGGGCAAAAAUGGAUGUAGUUUGGGUCUUCAGCUGCCCAAGCAGUAUAAAGAUGUUCACACUAAUCCAGACUCAGACUGUUAUCUACUGCGGGUCACUACCCUCAAUUUCAUUUUUACUUCUGUUGUGAUGGGCAUGACGUUAACUUUGUUCACCAUUAACGUGAGCACAGACAUGAGGCACCACCGAGUGCGUCUGGAGUUCCAGGAUUCACCAGUCAUUAGAGGAAAGAAACUUAGGGGUGAGCAGGGGGUGCAGGUAGUGCUGGACCCUGUCCACAGCGUGCGCCUCAUGGACUGGUGGCACCCUCAGUACCCCACAUCUUCAUAUAAUUAGACUGAUGAACUCCAUCAACCUCCUCAAUUACAAAAAUAUUGCAGAAGACAAUUCAGGCCUGUUUCAACCAUCUUAAAAUCCUGAGUUGGCAUGGCAGUCACUAUUUUCUGUUGAAUUUUACGCUCUGCACUUAUCGUGCUGCUUUUAUGGACACUUUAGUUUGAUCAGAAUCCUAACUCAAGGUCUCAAGACACUGUAGGAGGAAAUUGCCUUUAAUAGUUCAGGUAGCUGCCAUAUUUAAUUUGACAUAAAUGAAAACAAUGUGGGAUGUGCCAUACUGUCAUUUUCAACCUGUUUUUCUGGAGGGUUUCUUUUCUCCUGAAAAAAAUCUGGAAAUUUCUGACUUCAUUUUUUUUCCUUCCACUUCCAAUGAUCAAAUUCCAAGUACACAGCCAUACUUUCUGAACAGACUGUGCUUGCCUCUCUUUCGUGUAUGGCAAAAAAAGUCAAAUUAAAUAUGACUUCUACAUCAGAAGUACAUGACAUGGUUUUCUAUCCUUUUGAGAGUAAGAAAUUCCGCAUCAAGUAAUCAUAACAUUUGCAUUACUGUAGGACUCUAGUCUUAAAUCAUGUGAUUUAAUAGCUAGUUGUUUUUCUUCUUUAGCAUUCCCAAGAUUCACCUGAACUCCGUUUUAUCUCACCCUGUCUCUGGAAAUUUGUGAAUCGGUAAACUGGAUGAACAUUAAAAUCUAUGACAAAUCUGUAAAAAAAAAAAAAAAAAAAAAAAAAAAAUCUCUCAAGGAUGGUCAGUUGUGGAGAGGUGUAGGUUAACCCAUUUUGAAUAACUUUUAGAUUGGUGUUAGAUUUAGGGACGGAAAGCUGGCGUUUCAUGUAUUCAGUGCUUUCUUUGGGGCCAUUAUGAGUUCAGCUUUGUUACUGUGCAUGAUUGCCUAGUUAAAAGUGCUUCUAAUUGACUGCAUUGGCGAGGGAGUUUCUAUGUGUUGUAGAUAUUAAAGUGUCUUAGUUAAAAGAAUGAUAUUGUUUGUGAUAAAGAGGAAGUUAUUAAACCUAUAGACAAAACCAAAGUUAAAAUUUAUUUCCUUAUCAUAAUCAAAUACAGAAGUUUGUGGAGUAAAUUCUGUUUCUUUUAAGCUUUGGAGCAUUUUGUUUUAGACUGGAAAGUUGCAUCAGAAGGCACUGAUGUUUUGGGCUAUUAAAUAAGAAACUGUAA